AUAGCUCUUAUAUAAGGUAAAUGCAUCACUGUAUAAAUGAAGUAUGCAGUCACUCUACUCUGAAAGGGGUUCUUUGGCAGGUCUGACAUGAUGAAUGUGUUGGCUUUUCCUGAGCUUUUAUGUUAAUUCGAAAAUAAAGCAUAAAAGAAAGAUAACCCCAAGUCAUUCUGGGCCAAAAUCUGUGGCAGAGGGCACUUAGAUCUCAAGCAGCACAGACUGAAUAAGCAGGAACACAUGCUGCCAGGAUAAUGGACUCCAAAGUAGGGCUCAUGCUGCCAGGGGCCAGCUAGUAUGACUGCAUAGCCACACAGGCUACACAGAUUGAACAGAGGCAAGGAAAGUAAUGUGGCGCUGUUGGAUUUAACGCAGUCCCACUGAGAGGUUGCGUAGAUUCCUGGCUGCUGACACACCUUGAGUUUUUGGGGCGUCAUGCAUCACCCCGUUGUUAUAGUAAUUAUGCUGUGAGGGCUCUCGUCCCAACAGGGACCUGCUCUGUCCUCAGAACAUCUCGGCUCACUAGUCAGUUCUCAGUGGGAUCACGCCUCAGGCUGUAGCGGAUGCUGAGGUCCUAUUAGAAUGAAAUGCAAAAAAAAGCUUAAUGUUGUGGAGCAUUCAAAUAGAAACCUGUAGCGUAGCCAUCACCUGUAGUGUUGAGCCUAUCUGCUCACCAGUGGAUAUAAUGUCACAGCGACCAUAUGUCUCAGAUUAGGAAGAGAGCCCCCUGAAGUGUGAAAGAAGCCAAAUAUGCUAAAAGCCAAAUGCUGUUGACUCUUUCUGAAUUGUGAAGGUCAAGAAAGUGGAAAAAAUGAUGUUACUCAUCUCAAUUAAGCUCUUUUACCAGUCCUAACAUCCAUAUAUUCUUAAAAGCAAUUGGUUCGUAAAAGAAUGCUUAGGACAGGUUAGAAACUGCUCAUAAAUUACAUUCUUUGGCUAAUAGUGUACAUGGCCAGUGUGUUUACACUGAUUUGACUGCUCUAGUAUAUUUUAUGGGCGUCUUUUCCCUUUGGCGUACCAUUGGCGUAUCAUCUGGCUUUCCUUGAGUUUGUGGAGCAACAUGAUGUCAGAAUGAUUAUGCGUCUUAACUGGGAUCUACUCAAAACAUCUUCAUUGAGAAAUUAGUCAGAUCAGACAUAGCUGAUACACGUGGCUAUGAUUUCACAACAAAAAGAGCACUUUUACACUUCUCUGGGUUUUUUCUGGACCAGAGAACUCUUGCACAAAGACUUUUGUUGAGUGUGAAAGCUGUUCUUGAACCCAGGUGUGGUCUGGGGUUCACUUACUGGAGUUUGGUUCGUACCAUGUGUGAAAGUGAUCCAGUACCAGGGCUUGUCGUUGAAUAAUAUGAUGGUUCAACUUGUUUUUUCACUUCCUGUUCCAAGUUUGCUUGUGGCACAGAAGAAACAAUGCAUUCUAUGCAUAUGCAUUCAGAAUGCAAAUAUAUGGAGCAAAGAAGGUUUUCGAACACAAACGAGCAACUGAAAUAAAUUACAUUUUAUUUUAAUUCUAUAAACUGAUGUGAUGAUACAACAAAAGUAAGGAGUUUUUACACUUUUUCUUGGUAUGUUUAGUCAAGUAUGAAAGCUUUUUUAAACCCGGGAGAAGUCAAGAAAUCUCUCUGGCAUCCCAUGCACCAACCCCCAUCUUCUGCUGUUAGAAUCCAAUCUCCAAGAAUCCAAUCUUCCUCCUCCAUCUCAUGUGGCUUCAGUGCCAGUUUGAGGAGCAGGACCAGACAGAGCCUGUGUGCUUGUGUGAGGAGACACAGAGCAGAGGCGGCAGAAAGCAGCAGCAGUGGGAGGGUGUAUGUGUGUGCGCGCUCGCUCGGCUCGGCUCCACUGCUGCAGUCGGGCAUCAAUUUCAUAUAGGCACUGUGCAGAGAGUUCUCGCUAGCAUCAGAUCCUCAGCCCUGCUCUCCUCUCCUAUCGUCUCUUCUCGUCUCCUCUCCUCCUGUCUCCUGCUGCUGGUCAUGGAGGACAGCUCUCAGCCUGCAGCUCUGUCUGCCUCUGAGCCAUGGAGGCGAGGCAGAGGCUGUGUGUAGAGGCAUGUCGGCAUCUGAUUCUAGUGCAGCGCUUCUCAGCGCCAAGGGUUCGGCUGAUUCCUACACGAGUAGACCCUCGGACUCCGACCUGUCCCUGGAGGAGGAUAAGGAGGCGUCUCGGCGAGAAGCCGAGCGCCAGGCCGUGCUGCAGCUCGAGAGAGCCAAGUCCAAACCUGUGGCUUUUGCAGUGAAAACUAACGUGAGCUACUGUGGAGCUCUCGAUGAGGACUGUCCUGUGCAGGGCGCCGCCAUCAACUUUGAAGCCAAAGACUUUCUCCACAUCAAAGAGAAGUACAAUAAUGACUGGUGGAUCGGACGGCUGGUAAAGGAGGGGGCUGACAUCAGCUUCAUCCCGAGUCCAGCUAAACUGGAGGCCAUGCGUCUCAAACAGGAGCUGAAAGCUGCCCAGAGGAAGGCAGGAGGGAAUGCACAGUCAGGAGGCUGGAGGUCAACUCCUCCUUCAUCUGCCAAACAGAAGCAAAAGCAGACAGAGCACGUUCCACCAUAUGAUGUCGUACCCUCCAUGAGGCCGGUUGUGCUGGUUGGACCCUCGCUGAAAGGCUACGAGGUGACCGAUAUGAUGCAGAAAGCACUGUUUGACUUCCUAAAGCACAGGUUUGAUGGAAGAAUCUCUAUCACACGUGUGACUGCGGAUCUAUCUCUGGCCAAAAGGUCUGUGCUCAAUAAGAAAGCCAUUGUGGAGAGAUCCAACACACGCUCCAGCUUAGCCGAGGUCCAGAGUGAGAUAGAGAGGAUAUUUGAGCUGGCAAAGUCCUUGCAGUUGGUGGUACUGGAUGCAGACACCAUUAACCACCCAGCACAACUGUCAAAGACGUCCCUCGCUCCCAUCAUCGUGUAUGUCAAAGUGUCGUCGCCAAAGGUUCUCCAAAGACUUAUCAAGUCCAGGGGAAAGUCUCAAAGCAAGCACCUAAAUGUACAGAUGAUGGCAGGAGAUAAACUCGCCCAGUGUCCACCAGAAAUGUUUGAUGUCAUCCUGGAUGAGAAUCAGCUGGAGGAUGCGUGUGAACACUUGGCCGAGUACCUGGACAUCUACUGGCGUGCAACUCAUCUGCCAGGCUCCGCCCCUGCAAACCCCCUAUUGGAGCAAAAGGUGGUAACCCCACCCUCAGGCAACUCCAGCCAACAGUUCUCUGAGACACAGGAAUUGAUUGAAUGAGUGCUGUCAAAGCUCUGGCUUACAGUACAUGUGGUGGAAAGUUCCAGAGCCUCCCUCAGUCCGUCUCUCAGAGGUCAGCCCCUCUCGGCCCCUGAAUGGAGCAGCUGCCCCCUGAGGCGGAGGAGGAUGGAGAGAUGAGGGUAUAUUAGGAAGAGGACGAACUCCACCAUACCAGGCACCGAGGAGGCACCACGUCGAUCUGCACCUAGCACAGCCGUGUGUGCCCUGUCUCCACGUCUCAGGACCGCUCCACUGCAGCACAACUUACACACACAGACGCAACACAAUACCUGGCAGCACACACUUGAGAGCCCUAUUCGGAUAGGAUUAAUUCUACAUGGGCCGUUGAUUCUUCACAGGUGCUACUCAGUGAUCUUAUUUUUGUCCAGAUUGGCAGUGUUGGUGUAUUUCUCUGUCCUCCCCUGAGAAAAUUCCAGCCCAAAAUACCUACUGGUCUGAUCAUUUUAGUGCUGCCCAAAGAGACAUUUCUACAAUUUCAUCUUUUGUGUUUUUUUUUUCAAUCACUUGUACAUGCUUCUACAUGUGUUUAGUCUUCUAUGCACAGACACACUUCCUGCAGUUUCAAUUAGUGGAUAGUUUGGGAGAGGUUCACCAAAAAAGGUCUUUCAACCAUCAUUGGUUGCCCAUUAGACAGUAAAAGAAAGUCAAUCAGUGUGUAACGAUACAGACUGAUUCAACUGCAUAUCAUAAUGAAAGAUAUAAAGCUUCAUUUUAUUUUCAUGCCACAAUAUCAUGACUGUAGUUUAUAUAAAUAACUCCACUUUAUAACUAUUGGUAAGCAAAACUCCUCUACUGCCCAAGGUCCUUGGUCCCCUUCUUUUCACCAUAUAUAUAUAUAUGCAUCCCUUGGCCAGAUCAUUCACAGACAUGGUCUUAACUUUCAUAGUUACACAGACAACACUCUCAGAGAUUUAUCUCAGUACAAGUCCACUACUGGUCUUCUUCCCACCUCUUUAACUGAAUGUAUUCAUGAUUACAUGAUAUAAAAUCAUGGAUGGACAAUUAGACCCUGGCAAGACUGAAAUCUUACUUGUCACCCCUAAAACACUUAUCUCUAAAACUGCAGAAUUCUCAUUUGACAUUGAUGGAGUCACUGUUAAACCUUUUACAAAUAUAGAUAUUAUAUUUUGAAACACAUAAGGUCACUAACAAAAGUCCUGCUUCUCUGUUACAAAGCACUACGUGACCUCGCCCUGCCUUAUCUGUCUGAGCUGCUACAGCCCUAUACCCCUGCCCAGACUCUCAGGUCCACCAAUACUGGUUUGCUAGUAGUGCCCAAGACCAGACUGACAUCAAUGGAAGGUAGAUUGUUUAGUGCUGUAGCCCCCAAAUUACGGAAUGCCGUCCCCCAGGACCUUCAUGAAUGCACUUUCUUCCCUCAUUUUAAACAUUUGCUUAAAUAAUUUCUUUCUUCCCCAAUACUUUUCCCUUCUUUCACCCUAAUAGGAAUUUCUUUCUUCUUUUCUUUUUUCUUUCGACCUUGAGUGUAAGAAAGACACUAUAUUAAAUGGAAAGCAUUAUUAUUA
Molecule: messenger RNA, 4759 nt
Organism: Pangasianodon hypophthalmus (striped catfish)
Lineage: Eukaryota; Metazoa; Chordata; Actinopteri; Siluriformes; Pangasiidae
Gene: cacnb3b
Product: calcium channel, voltage-dependent, beta 3b
Exons: 14
Coding region: 2040-3212 (390 amino acids)
Biological process (GO): calcium ion transmembrane transport; regulation of voltage-gated calcium channel activity; chemical synaptic transmission
Cellular component (GO): voltage-gated calcium channel complex
Molecular function (GO): high voltage-gated calcium channel activity; protein binding
Source: RefSeq, a predicted model, not a curated record